CAGUCCACCGAAGGUUUAGCACAUGCGCCGCUGUCCAAGCGGCUUUGCUUCGCUUGCAUCUGCUGCCUGUGUGUCCAUCAAUAGUUCCAUUCCGUCUUACUUCUCUUUGAGGAAUCACUCUCCUCCCUGUAAGGAAUCCCAGUGUGACGAGCACCAACCAGCGCAGGAGCGUCAAGGCACCAACGGCCGUCACUUAAUACCACGGAAGGAGGACCGGAACCAUCGAGGAGGAACCCUCGAACACACGACGCGCCCGUCGGAAGGUGCCUUUCUUUGACCACUAAUUUCUCAGCGAGGAAUCCCGGCGUGGCAAGCAUGAGCCCGAAUCAACCAGCGGAGAAGCGUAAAGGGACCAACAGCCGGCACGAGACUCUACCGAAGCAGGACCGGAAUCAUCGAGGAGGGAACACUGGGACACACGACGCGCCCAUCGGAAGCCUCGAAUCUUCGACCUCAAACUUUGCAGCGAGGAAUCUCGGCGUGGCGAUUACCAGCGCAGGAGCGUCAAGGAACCAACAGCCGGCACGAGACUCCACCGAAGACGGAUCGGAACCAUCGAGGAGGGAACACUCGGACGACGCGCCCAUCGGGAGCCUCGAUUCUUCGACCUCAAACUUCGCAGCGAGUGUCUUUCAACGCGCGCGACACGAAACCGAAAGCAUGGCGGGGAAUUCUUGGGAAUGUCACGACUGCAACAAGACGUUCAGUAAAAAAUCGACCCUUUCACAUCAUCGUCGAAUCCAUCAGAUGGAUGGGCUGUUCGAGUGCACAGUUUGCACCAAGAAGUUCACUCGAAGAGAUCACCUAAAUAGACAUAUCAGAGUACAUACAGGGGAGAAGCCUUUCGAGUGCGCAGUUUGCAACAAGAAGUUCAAUCAAGCUAGUAACCUUCUAUCUCAUCUUAGAACUCAUACCUGGGAGAAGCCAUUCGAGUGCACAGUCUGCAACAAGAAGUUUAGUUCCACACAAGGUCUCCGAAAUCAUCUUGGAAACCAUACAGGGGAGAAGCUUUUCGCGUGCGCAGAUUGCAACAGGAAGUUCAAUCAUGCUGGUAACCUUCGAUCUCAUCUUAGAACCCAUACAGGGCAGAAGCCUUUCGAGUGCGCAGUUUGCAAUAAGAAGUUCAAUCAUGCUGGUAACCUUCGGACUCAUCUAAGAACCCAUACAGGGGAGAAGCCUUUCGAGUGCACAGUUUGCAAUAAAAGAUUCAAUGAAACUGGCUCACUCCGAAAGCAUCUUCGAACCCACACUGGAGAGAAGCCGUUCGAGUGCACAGUUUGCAACAAGAAGUUCAGUGAAACUGGCUCACUCCAAAUUCAUCUUCGAACCCAUACUGGGGAGAAGCCAUUCGAGUGCACAGUUUGCAACAAGACGUUCAAUCAAGCUGUUAAUCUUCGAUCACAUCUUCGAACCCAUACAGGGGAGAAGCCAGCGGAGUGCACAGUGUGCAACAAGAAGUUGAGUAGUUUACAAAGUCUCGGAUCUCAUCUAAAUACCCACACAGGGGCGAAGCCUUUUGAGUGCUCAGUUUGCAACAAGAAGUUUAGAUCUGCACCAGGUCUCCGAAGACAUCUUAAAACCCAUACAGGGGAGAGACCAUACGAGUGCUCAGUUUGCAACAAGAUGUUCGGUCAAGCUGGUCACCUUCGAAAUCAUCUUAGAACCCACACAGGAGAGAGGCCUUUAAGUUUAGGCAAGAAGCCACUCUCAAAACUCACCUGAAAACCCACACAUCUCAGGAAAAAGAAGCGCAAUGAAGCAAUAGUCUUUUCGAAUUGUCUCUGAACUCACAGUGGCUGUUUCAUCCACAGUAAAGACAAAGAAUUCAAGCUGAGAGAACUUCGAACGUGGUUGAAAAACAGAGAGGGUGACCAAAAGUGCUUUUCUCCUUAUUUGUAGUGCAUUAGUUUUAAGUGCCAGUGGGUUAAAUGCCACACUAUUUUCUUAACUGGACGUUUUUAAAAUGUUCUUCAAUUGAGGUAUUUGUAGUGUCUUGACUUCACUUGUCACGUUUGACAAGGUGUUUUCCUUAUAUGGUGCCCUUUGUUUCCUUAACACUGUAAAUAAAAGUAUUAAAAGUGUUGCAAAUGCAGUCGAA
Thrips palmi is the source of this 2098-nucleotide messenger RNA. Its product is annotated as gastrula zinc finger protein XlCGF8.2DB-like. Gene Ontology annotation, molecular function: DNA-binding transcription factor activity, RNA polymerase II-specific; RNA polymerase II cis-regulatory region sequence-specific DNA binding. The transcript is spliced from 4 exons. Bases 316 to 1722 code for a protein of 468 amino acids. Gene Ontology annotation, cellular component: nucleus. The record is from RefSeq and is a predicted model, not a curated record. Gene Ontology annotation, biological process: regulation of transcription by RNA polymerase II. Lineage: Eukaryota; Metazoa; Arthropoda; Insecta; Thysanoptera; Thripidae.